AAUUUUUAUUAAUAUGAAUUUAUGACCACUGCAACAUUACACAAGCAAGUACUAAGAUAAAUAAAUGUACUCUACUCCUAUAUGCUAAGCUGUAUGUACUGUACACUCACUCCUAUAAUAAUAUAUACUUCAAUUAAUUUCAUACCAUUUAACCUUUCCUCUGCUGAUUCUUACUCUCAGAUGAACUGAUUUUGGUAAAGAAUCCAAGUGGGUUCUUCAGGUUUCCUUGUAUACUGUGUUCUUCCCUUCUUGUUUCUUGUAAAAUUAGGACAAGAAUAUACUACUAUGUACCAUGAAUCUAAUCCCUGUUCCCACUAAGUAGAGUUGGGAGUUUGGGGGGCAACUGAUAAGUAUACAUAUAAUCCCACUGCUCUUUCUGGGUUGUGGCCAGAGGAAUUUGAAGCAGCAAGUUUUUACCAGUAUUGACUUGGGAGGUUGAAGAAGGAAAUGGAGGCUGAGGAGGGAGGAAUUGUGAGCAAUACUAACAAUAACAGUGAAGAUGAAAUACUAGGUUCCAGCUUGACCAUGGAGAAAGUUGCGGCUGCUAAAAAGUUUAUUGAGAAUCACUACAAAACCCAGAUGAAAAGCAUUCAAGAGCGCAAAGAACGGCGAUGGAUUCUAGAGCGGCAGUUAGCAGCUUCGGAUGUGCCAAAGGAAGAACAGCUAAAUCGGAUUAAAGAUUUAGAAAGAAAGGAGACAGAAUAUAUGAGAUUGAAAAGGAACAAGAUAUCAGUCGAUGAUUUUGAGCUUCUGACCAUCAUCGGAAGGGGUGCCUUUGGAGAGGUACGUCUCUGUCGGGAGAAAAAGUCGGGCAAUAUCUAUGCUAUGAAGAAACUCAAGAAAUCUGAAAUGGUCAGGAGAGGACAGGUGGAACAUGUUAGAGCAGAAAGGAACUUGCUUGCAGAAGUGGCUAGUCACUACAUUGUGAAGUUGUACUACUCAUUUCAAGAUGCUGAGUAUCUUUAUCUUAUAAUGGAAUAUCUUCCUGGAGGGGAUAUGAUGACAUUGUUGAUGAGAGCAGACACAUUGUCAGAAAAUGUAGCUAAGUUUUAUAUUGCUCAAAGUGUCUUGGCUAUAGAGUCCAUUCACAAGCAUAAUUACAUUCACAGAGAUAUCAAACCAGACAAUCUCCUUCUUGACAAAGAUGGACACAUGAAGCUCUCAGACUUUGGUCUAUGUAAGCCUCUCGAGAUUAGAACUUUAUCUACUCUUAAUGAAAAUGAAGCCAUGGAUGAUGAGAAUGUGAGAGACCCAAUGGACGUUGACAGCUGCUUCCCAGAUGCUAGCAAUGGCAGUAAUUGGAAAAGCCCUCAGGAGCAGCUUCAGCAUUGGCAGAUGAAUAGGAGGAAGUUGGCAUUUUCAACUGUGGGUACACCCGACUAUAUUGCUCCAGAAGUACUGCUGAAGAAGGGAUAUGGCAUGGAGUGUGACUGGUGGUCACUGGGUGCAAUUAUGUAUGAAAUGCUUAUGGGUUACCCACCAUUCUAUUCAGAUGAUCCUCUAACUGCAUGCAGAAAGAUUGUUCAUUGGAGAAAUCACUUAAAAUUCCCAGAAGAAGCCAAAUUGUCCCCUGAAGCAAAAGAUCUUAUAUGCCGAUUGCUAUGUGACGUUGAACAUAGGCUUGGUACUGGAGGAGCUGAUCAAAUAAAGGCUCAUCCCUGGUUUAAAGAUGUCGAAUGGGAUAAACUCUAUGAAAUGGAGGCUGCUUAUAAGCCAGAAGUUAAUGGGGAGCUGGACACCCAGAAUUUCAUGAAGUUUGAUGAGGUAAUGCACAACAUUUGUCUUUCCCUAUUAUUGUAAUCAUUUUUUUGUUUACAUCCUUAGUAUCAAACUAUGUUAGUACUACGUACAUGUCUCGGUUACUGUGACAUUUUUUUUCGUGUUUCUAUGUCGUAAAUAUUCGACAUCUUUGUUUUGGGCUAAAAAGUCUGACAUACUGGACAUCUAAUUUCAUGAGGAGUGAGUUCCUAUAGUCAGUUUACAUGAUUUUCAAAGUUAGAAGUUUGUUGCUUUGUUGGAUGCAAUAAUGCUGAUUAGAAUUGUUUUGAUCUUGGAUAACUUUUGACGUCGUACUUCGCUUCAAGGAAGAUUUCGCAUUUUGGUUUACUUUGAAUUUCUGUAGUUCAUAUUUGUUAUUCAUGGCCUUAUCAUUUGACUGUUUGUCUUUUAACUUUCAAGGCUUCACUAGACGAUGUUUUUGAUAGAAUGAUGCUUAAUUUUGCCUUUUGUUUUGGUUGCGAGCUUCUUCCAAUCUUUGUAUCUCUGAUAGAUGCAUGGACUGAGGUAGUGUAAUUUAAAAUUUUAACUUUUGUUUGGACUAGGUUGAUGCUCCAACACCAACUAGGACUGGCUCAGGACCGUCGCGAAAGGUAUUUAUAAUUAGAUAUCAUAUUAUGAGUUGGAACAACUUCUGUAGUGUUCCCCUUCCCCCUAUUGCAACGUCUUGUUAUAUGACCAGGCUCGUAAACUCUAUGCGUAUGCAUGAGAGGAACUAUUUAAAAGUUGGAUUUUUUUCUGUUUACUUUGUUUCCAUUUGAAUUUUGCAAUUGCAAGUAGAAUGGUUAAUUUUUGUAACUCUGCCGCAAUCAUUGUCUUCUCCGAUUUAUUUGAUAUUGCUUGCCAUCACUGGCCAAUGAGGCUGGUUCUUCUACGUAGCUUGGACAAAUGAUACCCAGUUGUGGUGUACAAUUUGUGGAGUUAUGAUUGCAAACAUUUGCAUUGUGCUUUAUCUUUCAGCUAUGUGUUCUGAUAGUUCUGUUCUUAAACAAAGUUUCAACAUCAUUUACAAUCGUCUUAAAGGCUGCAAUCUUAUUCAUCUUUGUAGCAAUUAAAUCCGAAAGAUUUAAGUUUUGUGGGCUACACGUACAAAAACUUUGAUGCUGUGAAGACACUAAGGAAUUCCUCAGGUGAGUAAAAUGUUUUCCCUCAGCGGCGGUAAUGAUGUGCUUCCUCUCUGGAGGGUGUCUUUUCCUUUUCUUUCAAGUAAAGAUUUCCCACUCUUUAGUUAAAACAUGAAUCUCCCUUUCCUCCUUGGGAGACACAAUGGAAAGCUUGUUGUAACUAUUGACGUUUGCUUGCAUUGGGUACUUCUACAGAUUUGAAUAGAAGCUUAUCACCAGAACGGCCAUCAAUUGAUUCCCCUUUUGGUCAGAUAUUUCACUUUAUUAUUUUUACUUUGAUUGAUCACCCAGUGUUUUUGGGUCGUAGUAUAACAUAGCAUUUGUCUGCAGGUGAAUCCAAAGGGAAUCAUAUCCGGAAAGGAACCUCCGAAGGAGCAGAUGUGCCGAUGUUCACUCCAAUGGAUGAUACCAUGUCACCAUAGCUGAAGUGACAGCUUGCUGCAUGGGUUGGUGGCAUUUGAUGAAGUUGUUGGCCCUUAGCCAUGGUUUCUCAGAGAAACUGCUCUGACUUUUCUUCCUAGUUGUGUCAUUAACUGUACAGUGAUCCCUCCAUUAAGGUUAUUAAAUGCUUAAAUUUAUGGGACAAGAGGACUGCAGGUAGUGAACACCUGUUUCCUUAGAUUUAGGGUUUAGGCUUUCUGCGGUGCCUUUGAUCCCUGGCUGCCCAGGUUGGCAACGGAAUUGUGCUUUGCUUUCUCUUGUGGCAGUUUUGGUAUGAUGAUUCGAAUAGAUCUUGAGAUUACAGAAACUAUUUGACUAUUUCCAUACAAAAUGGAUGGCCAAAAUAUAUGAGGAUUUGAUAUCUUCUUACUUUAACUUGAUACCUUAUGGUCUCCUUUUUUCCUGAGUGUUUCUCUUUUGGUGUUUGUUCCAGUGAAAUUGUUGUAUUUGCAUUGUAGUAAAAAAUUUCAUUAACUUGCAAUAUGGUUCAGCUUUGAGGCUAAUUUGUUGCAAAUGUGAUA
Messenger RNA from Oldenlandia corymbosa var. corymbosa, 3862 nucleotides. The record is from the annotation of a GenBank genome assembly. Lineage: Eukaryota; Viridiplantae; Streptophyta; Magnoliopsida; Gentianales; Rubiaceae.